AAUCUCCCACCGGGCCCCACAAUUUCCUCUCCCCAAUAAAUAUCCAAUCCCCUGCAACAAAUCCCGACCGUCCGUAUCACCAAAACGUCAGAUGCGACCGACACGUGUCGAUCCACCGUCGUCGGAGCCACCCUCUCACGAUCCUUCAGACGAAAGCGGUUACUCUUUUUAAAUCCCGCCUUCUCAAAAUGAACCACGCCGGCCUCAAUUUCGUCGGCAUUUUCCCCAAAUAAAAACCCUAGAUUUUUCCCACCGAUUUUUUUCUUUUUCUUUUUUUUUAAAAAAAGAUGGUGUUUGAUCUCAAUUUGUCGUCUCCAGAGGACUUGAGCGUUGAUUCUGGGACUUCAAAUUCUUCCUCCUCGUUUUCUUUGCUGGAUCUCAGCUUAAUGGGCUGUGAUUCGAGGCAGCAGCAGGCGAUGAAGAGGAGCAGACGUGGGCCGAGAUCGAGGAGUUCGCAGUAUCGGGGAGUUACGUUCUAUCGGAGGACGGGGAGAUGGGAAUCCCACAUAUGGGACUGUGGGAAGCAGGUUUAUUUGGGGGGAUUUGACACUGCUCAUGCUGCAGCCAGGGCUUAUGAUCGAGCUGCGAUUAAGUUUCGUGGGGUUGAUGCUGAUAUCAACUUCAAUAUUAGUGAUUAUGAGGAUGAUCUUAAACAUAUGAAGAACCUAACCAAGGAAGAGUUUGUGCAUAUACUUCGUCGCCAAAGCAAUGGAUUUGCUCGUGGGAGCUCCAGGUACAGAGGGGUGACACUUCACAAAUGUGGUCGGUGGGAAGCUCGCAUGGGACAAUUCCUUGGUAAAAAGUAUAUAUAUCUUGGGUUAUUUGAUAGCGAAAUUGAAGCUGCAAGGGCUUAUGACAAGGCAGCAAUCAAAAAUAAUGGAAGUGAAGCUGUUACCAAUUUUGACCCAACUACUUAUGAUGGUGAAAUACUUCCUGAAACCGAUAAUAGUGGUAUUACCGUCAGCGGGCUCAAUCUUGAUUUGGAAUUGAAGAUUUCCCAACCAAACAGUCACAACCCUAAUAGGGAUGAUAACUCCUUGGGCGUUCAAUUCGAUCCUGGCCCUUAUGAAGCUUCAGAUUCUAGGAAUGCUCGGGUUACUUCCCAGCUUGUUGCUAAUCCUUCCUCCUUAGCAGCAGCACCAAUGCAGUCUCACGUUUGGAGUGCUUCAUACCCGGUUUUCUUUCCUAUUGAUGAGAUAAGAUGCAUGGUGCCUAUGAAUGAAUUACAGGAAGGAGCCCCGAGGAAGCAACCUGAAUGGGGAAUGCAAGCUCUCCCCACUUGGGGAUGGCAAAUGCAUCGGCAAACCCCAUUGCCGUUGCUCCCUUGUGCAGCAUCAUCAGGAUUCUCGACUAACUUGGUUACAGCCACAACUUAUUCACCUCAUCUCCAGCUUCCUCCACCGUCUCUAUCUAAUGCCGCACGUCGUCACCUCCAGUUUUCUCAUUCCCCUAGUUCUUCCGGCCAUUUCAAAAAGUAAGUAUGUGUUUUUCCGGUGAAAGUGGUCGGUGAUAGCUAUAUUUAACUGUUUUGAUUUGAUGUAUUGGAUUCUUAAUGCUUUUUUAGCUGGACCCUUUAUUUUCUUGGUUAUCAAACUCCUCUGUGAACCCUGAAUUCAGCAUGGAUUCACUUAUUUCAUAAUGUAUCUGUGUUUGCUGA
Asparagus officinalis (garden asparagus) is the source of this 1657-nucleotide messenger RNA. Its product is annotated as floral homeotic protein APETALA 2-like. The record is from RefSeq and is a predicted model, not a curated record. The coding region runs from base 288 to 1478 and encodes 396 amino acids. The transcript is spliced from 10 exons. Gene Ontology annotation, biological process: regulation of DNA-templated transcription. NCBI's taxonomy places the organism in Eukaryota, Viridiplantae, Streptophyta, Magnoliopsida, Asparagales, Asparagaceae. Gene Ontology annotation, molecular function: DNA binding; DNA-binding transcription factor activity.